This is a messenger RNA of Haliotis rufescens (red abalone), 1535 nucleotides long. RefSeq names its product glycerol-3-phosphate phosphatase-like. Lineage: Eukaryota; Metazoa; Mollusca; Gastropoda; Lepetellida; Haliotidae. Bases 32 to 1027 code for a protein of 331 amino acids. The transcript has 8 exons. The record is from RefSeq and is a predicted model, not a curated record. Gene Ontology annotation, molecular function: phosphatase activity. Gene Ontology annotation, cellular component: cytoplasm.
UGAAACUUGCGCCGUCACCGUGAACGUGAGCAUGGCGAAAUUUCUAUCCAGAGUUCACGCCCUUGGAUUGCAAGCUUCAUUCAACUGGCGGUUCAGCUCGACUAUGACAGCUCAGAAAUUAAACGCGGACUUGUCACGGGAGUUGGUUGAAAGUGUCGACAACUUCUUGUUUGAUUGCGACGGUGUGCUGUGGGAUGGAAUAGGCGCCAUUCCUGGAAGUCUGGAGACAAUCAAGUAUCUUAAAAAAUUGGGCAAGAGGGUUUUCUAUGCUACCAAUAACAGUUCAAGUACCCGAGAGCAGUAUGCACAAAAGUGUCUGAAGUUUGGUUACGAUGCUACAGAGGAAGAAAUUGUGUGCACAGCCUUCAUUGGAGCUUUAUAUUUGAAAAACAUAAACUUUACUGGGAAGGUGUACCUCGUGGGAAAUCCUGCCAUGGGCGUUGAGCUGGAUAAAUACGGUAUUCGGCACACAGGCAUUGGGCCUGACCAGGAAAAAAUUGAUGGCUCCUAUCCAGAAUGGUUGACAAUGAAGUUGGAUCCUGAGGUCAAUUGUGUAAUGGUUGGGUUUGACAAGUACUUGAGCUUUCCCAAAAUCCUGAAAGCGAGCAGUUAUCUGAAGAAAAAAGAUACUAUCUUCUUGGCAACCAACGAGGAUAGUAAUCUACCUGCGGCGGGGGACAUUGUUAUUCCUGGAACUGGCACAAUGGUCCAUGCAGUGAAGUGUGCCAGCCGAAGAGAUCCAAUUGUUUUGGGAAAGCCAGAGAGGCCGAUGUUUGACGUUCUACAAAAGGCACACAACCUUGAUCCUGCUAGAUGCUGUAUGGUUGGUGACAGACUCAACACUGACAUAGGACUGGCCAAGCAGUGUGGGCUGAAGUCGCUUCUUGUACUGAGUGGUGUGUCGACAGAAGCUGAUGUUCAGCCAGAAUCCAGCAUCUUUGCCAAGGAACAGUUUCCUGAUUAUUACACGUCAACUCUCGGGGACCUGGAGAAAUUGCUCCAGAACUCACAACAACAACAGAGUUGAUGAUGAAUAAAGCUAAGAAUAUUUUCUAGGGAAAUAUGUCAUAUUGAUAUCAAAGUUAUUUUAAAUUUAGUGACUUUGACAGGGCAGUUUUUUCAUGUUUAUUAUAUAUUAUGCAUUUCUGUUGCAUGUUUUAUUUCUUAAUUCUUUUCUAUCUCCACAACAUGUAUUGUUAAGUUUUUAACAUUUGAAACAGUGUUAACAGUGUUUGUAAUGUUAGGCAGGGGUGCAAAUUAACCAAGACUGUCUACUAGACCAAAAAGUGGUAACAUAUAGCAAUAAACUCCAAAAAGUUUGAAAUUCUACUAGCCCUCAGGAUACCUUUAACAUAAACAAAACUGGUCUGGGCUAGCAGGCUAGUGGUAAUUGCCAUCCCUGUGUUAGGUGCAGUACCGUAUUCGACGUAAUAAGCGCUCAAAAUUAGAAAUAGGGGGCUCUUAUUAGAAUAUUAUUUUGGUGGAAUAAAACAGAAUUGAAAGAUAAAUGUCGUGGUUUAUGCUGACAGCCUGAA